This is a messenger RNA of Colletotrichum tamarilloi, 2316 nucleotides long. Its product is annotated as glycerol kinase. Gene Ontology annotation, cellular component: mitochondrion. The transcript is spliced from 3 exons. Gene Ontology annotation, biological process: glycerol metabolic process; triglyceride metabolic process; phosphorylation. Gene Ontology annotation, molecular function: glycerol kinase activity. The coding region runs from base 1 to 2316 and encodes 771 amino acids. The record is from RefSeq and is a predicted model, not a curated record. NCBI's taxonomy places the organism in Eukaryota, Fungi, Ascomycota, Sordariomycetes, Glomerellales, Glomerellaceae.
AUGCAUCCCCAAAUCCUCUCACGCGUCCUUAAAACCCCCCAAUCACUCCCCAGGAUUUCCCCCUUUCUGGGUCCCGUCGUCUCCGGUACCAGCGAGCCGGCAGACAAGUUCUUCAGCCCGAGUCCGAGGACGAGGACGAAGCCAUUGAGACCAUGGACGGCCCAUAGACGUUGUAUACACGGCCGCAGAGGUGAAAGCGACGCUGGCGAGAAUGGUAUAGUCAGUACGGGAUAUUACACGUGCAAAACGGUUCGUCGCACGCCGCAGCAGCAGCGGGAGCUUCGCGCGAGGCCCAAACCCCUCAAUUCUUCCUCCAAUCAGCGCCCCACGCCCGCUUCUGACAUCAUGCCGAGCGCCGGCGCGAAGCUCCAGCUGGGGCCGCCGCUGCUGCAGCACAUGUCCGUCCGAAAUUUGUCGUCGCAGCGGCGGGCAACACAGACAACAAAGACGACCCUGGGAAAUAAUGCCACGGCAGAGGCCAACAACGGCAACGGUGUUCGUGCGGCUGGAAUAGACGCCAGAGCUUCACCAGACGAACAGUCUACCAAGAACACCUCGUCUCAGUCAAAGUCUCAGUCCCCCGCCGUUCGUACUACCACCACCAAUACCACCAACCAGCCUCCUCGUGGGACGGCAUAUUUAGCUAGACACAGCGGCGGCACCGACAACACAAUGGCCGAGACGAGAGAAACCAAGCGCCCGCGCGUGGCCGCAGACCCGGCCGAACACCUCCCAGCCGGCAUCACAGAGACCCAAGAAGAACUCAAAGAACAUUGGUUCGUAGGCAGCAUAGAUCAAGGCACGACCUCGACUCGCUUCCUCAUCUUCAACGGCCUCGGUGACCCUGUGGCAAGCCACCAGAUCGAGUUUGAGAACCACUACCCGCACUCGGGCUGGCACGAGCACGACCCCCUCGAGCUCCUCUCCUCCGUCGAAGAAUGCGUCGAAAAGGCAAUGGCCCAGUUCGCUGAACAAGGCUACUCCGCUGCCAACAUCCGUGGCGUCGGCAUCACCAACCAGCGCGAGACCACCGUCCUCUGGGACGUCCGCACCGGCGAACCCCUCCACCACGCCGUUGUCUGGCCCGACACCCGUACCACCUCCCUCGUCCGCGAACUCCGCGCCCGCCCCGGCGCAGACGCUCUCCAGGACCUGUGCGGUCUGCCCCUGUCCACCUACCCUUCCUCCGUCAAGCUCCGCUGGCUCCUCGACAACGUCCCCUCCGUCCGCGAAGCCUACGAUGCGGGCCACCUCGCCUUCGGCACCGUCGACUCCUGGCUCAUCUACCGCCUCAAUGGCGGCGCAGACAAGGGCGACGACGCGAUCCACGUCACCGACUCGACGAACGCCAGCCGCACAAUGUUCAUGAACCUCCGCACCCUCAAGUACGACGACACCCUCCUCUCCUUCUUCGGCAUCGACCAAUCCAAGAUCCACCUCCCCAAGAUCGUCCCCUCCUCUGACCCGACCGCCUUCGGCUCCUUUGCUCGCGGCGUCCUCAAGGGCGUACCGAUCGCGGGCUGCUUGGGCGACCAAUCCUCCGCUCUCGUCGGCCAGUGCGGCUUCUCCCCGGGCCAGGCAAAGAACACGUACGGUACGGGCUGCUUCCUGUUGUAUAAUGUUGGCGAGGAGCCCGUCAUAUCCAAGUCGGGUCUGCUGGCUACCGUCGCGUACGAUUUCGGCAAGGGUAGAAAGCCCGUGUACGCCCUCGAGGGCAGCAUCGCAGUCGCAGGCUCGGGCGUCAAGUUCCUCGUCAAGAACCUUUCUUUCGUGGAAGACUCGUCUCGCAUCUCGGAGCUGGCUGAGACCGUACCUGAUAACGGCGGCGUCGUCUUCGUGACGGCCUUUAGCGGCCUCUUUGCGCCAUACUGGAUAGACGACGCAAAGGGAACUCUGUUCGGCAUCACAGCCCACACCCAAAAGGGCCACAUCGCCCGCGCGACACUCGAAGCGACAUGCUACCAGACAAAAGCCAUCCUCGACGCCAUGGCCAACGACUCGGGCCACGCCCUCGAGAACCUCGCCGUCGACGGCGGCCUCUCCAACUCAGACCUCUGCAUGCAGUCCCAGGCCGACAUCAGCGGCAUCCGCGUCGACCGCCCCGCCAUGCGCGAGACGACGGCCCUCGGGGCCGCCAUCGCCGCCGGCCUCGCGCUGGGCGUCUGGGACGAGCUCGAGGACCUCAAGCACGUCAACCAGAACGGGCGUAAGAUCUUUACGCCCGCGCUCGACAGGGAGACGAGCCAAAAGAUGUUCAAAAAGUGGGAGCAGGCUGUCGAGAUGUCUAGGGGUUGGGUGCGUGAUAAUGCGGAGUAG